Molecule: messenger RNA, 849 nt
Organism: Zingiber officinale
Lineage: Eukaryota; Viridiplantae; Streptophyta; Magnoliopsida; Zingiberales; Zingiberaceae
Exons: 2
Coding region: 167-595 (142 amino acids)
Source: RefSeq, a predicted model, not a curated record
UUAUCCCCCCUCUCUCUCUCCUCUCUCUCUCUCUCUUUCUCUUUUUCUCUAUUCGUUGAAUUGUAGCCUCUGCCAUCUCUCCUUCGCAUUCCAUUUCGAUUCCAUUCCGCCUCUUCUUUCUUACUUCUUUUAGGGUUAGGGUUUCUUGUGAUCAGAUCGGGCCUCGAUGGAGCGGCAGCAAGGGCAGGGAGCUAAGCCGGCCAAGCGCAAGCCUAUCUUCACCAAGGUGGACCAGCUGAAGCCCGGCACCAGCGGUCACACCCUAGUCGUCAAGGUCGUCACUUCCAACACUGUGCUCCACAAGGGCCGCCCCGCCGCAGCCCAUCUCCGCCCCACGCGGAUCGCCGAAUGCCUCAUCGGAGACGAGACCGCCUGCAUCGUCUUCACCGCCCGCAACGAGCAAGUUGACUUGUUGAAAACUGGCGCUACUGUCAUCCUGCGAAAUGCCAAGAUUGAUAUGUUCAAGGGCUGCAUGCGGCUUGCUGUCGAUAAAUGGGGCCGAAUCGAGGUUGCUGAACCAGCUAAUUUUGAGGUAAAGGCGGACAACAACUUAUCGCUGGUCGAAUAUGAGCUGGUGAAUGUUGGUGAAGAAUGAUUGAAGAAGAGAGAACGCAUACAAACUACUCUUAUGAUGGACGUGGUUUGAUGAACAUGCUUUUCUGACUUGCAUUUCGCAAUUAUAAACUUAUAUGAACCGUUAAGAGCGAUAGUUUAAGUUUAUACAAAGCUCACUAAUCCUUGUAGUACUUCUGUUGCUUCAUUGCCUCGUAUGGUACUUAUCCUAACUAUUUUGCAUGCAAACAAAGUUCUAUAUAAUGGAAUGAGUGUUCAUGUAAUUAUCUUUUAGUA